AUGGCGACGAAGAAGAGCGUAGGUUCGUUGAAGGAGGCUGAUCUGAAGGGGAAGAGAGUCCUCGUCAGAGUGGAUCUCAACGUACCGUUGGAUGACAAUUCCAAAAUUACAGAUGACACCAGGAUCAGAGCUGCCAUUCCAACCAUCAAGUACUUGAUCGGCUAUGGCGCUAAAGUCAUUCUCGCCUCUCACCUCGGGCGUCCGAAAGGAGUCACGCCCAAGUACAGUCUGAAGCCUCUUGUUCCCAGACUCACCGAGCUCCUUGGGGUCGAGACGAAGAUGGCGAACGACUGUGUCGGCGAGGAAGUUGAGAAGCUGGUGGCUGCGUUGCCCAACGGAGGUGUUCUCCUUCUCGAGAAUGUUAGGUUCUAUCCCGAAGAGGAGAAGAACAAUCCCGAUUUUGCCAAAAAGCUCGCUUCCCUCGCCGAUUUGUAUGUCAACGAUGCAUUCGGGACUGCACACAGAGCCCACGCUUCGACGGAGGGCGUUACCCAAUACUUGAAGCCCUCUGUUGCUGGAUUCCUCAUGCAGAAGGAGCUAGAUUAUUUGGUCGGAGCUGUCGCCAAUCCGAAGAAGCCAUUUGCUGCGAUUGUUGGUGGUUCAAAGGUUUCAACUAAAAUCAGCGUUAUUGAGUCGCUUCUAGCGAAGGUAGACUUGCUGUUGCUCGGAGGAGGGAUGAUCUUCACUUUCUACAAAGCACAAGGGCACUCGGUUGGAUCCUCGCUAGUCGAGUCUGACAAGCUCGAUCUUGCGACUUCACUUUUGGAGAAAGCCAAGGCUAAGGGUGUAACCCUUUUGCUACCUACUGAUGUGGUUGUUGCCGACAAGUUUGCUGCCGAUGCCAACAGCAAGGUUGUUUCGGCAUCUGAAAUUCCCGAGGGGUGGAUGGGCUUGGACAUCGGACCGAAUAGUAUCAAGUCUUUCAGCGAAGCUUUGGACAAAACCAAUACCAUCAUCUGGAAUGGUCCCAUGGGCGUCUUCGAAUUCGACAAAUUCGCUGCAGGAACAGAGGCCAUUGCUAAAAAGCUGGCGGAGCUUAGCGACAAAGGAGUGACUACAAUCAUAGGAGGCGGUGACUCGGUGGCUGCAGUAGAGAAGGUUGGUCUGGCAAACAAGAUGAGCCACAUCUCGACUGGAGGCGGUGCCAGCUUGGAACUUCUUGAAGGGAAGACGUUGCCCGGUGUGCUAGCCUUGAACGACGCAUAGGCAUUUUUCGUUGCGCCGUUGAGGUCAAUCCAAGAGUUUCAUCGCAUGUGCUAUAGUUGGUCUUAAUGAGUCUUUACCCCUAAUGUUAACAACAAAAACAUCUUUCAAGGCUGGCUAUGGUUCUGUUCAAUAACAAAAUGCAUUAUUGUUCGUCUGAACUUUCAAUGCCAAACAAUUCGAUUACAUUUUCUCA
Molecule: messenger RNA, 1399 nt
Organism: Andrographis paniculata
Lineage: Eukaryota; Viridiplantae; Streptophyta; Magnoliopsida; Lamiales; Acanthaceae
Product: phosphoglycerate kinase, cytosolic-like
Exons: 6
Coding region: 1-1206 (401 amino acids)
Biological process (GO): gluconeogenesis; glycolytic process
Cellular component (GO): cytosol
Molecular function (GO): phosphoglycerate kinase activity; ADP binding; ATP binding
Source: RefSeq, a predicted model, not a curated record